This is a messenger RNA of Monopterus albus (swamp eel), 678 nucleotides long. RefSeq names its product glycoprotein hormones, alpha polypeptide (gene cga). The coding region runs from base 82 to 471 and encodes 129 amino acids. Lineage: Eukaryota; Metazoa; Chordata; Actinopteri; Synbranchiformes; Synbranchidae. Gene Ontology annotation, cellular component: extracellular region; follicle-stimulating hormone complex. The record is from RefSeq and is a predicted model, not a curated record. Gene Ontology annotation, molecular function: follicle-stimulating hormone activity. Gene Ontology annotation, biological process: positive regulation of steroid biosynthetic process; thyroid hormone generation. The transcript has 4 exons.
GGAAGUUGGCAGGAACACUGGUAUAAAAUGGCAUGAACUGAAGCAGAAAUCCUCAAUAUAAAGGAGUCCUGUAGACAGGCAAUGAAGGAGAAACUUUCUCUCAGUAUGAUAACAACAAUGGGUUCAGUGAAGUCAGCUGGAGUGUCUCUUCUUCUGUUGUCUUUUCUUCUAUACGUAGCUGAUUCUUACCCCAACAUCGAUCUGGCAAAUAUCGGCUGUGAGGAAUGCACACUCAGAAAGAACACUGUUUUCUCAAGGGAUCGUCCGGUUUACCAGUGCAUGGGCUGUUGCUUCUCCAGAGCGUACCCAACACCUCUCAAGGCCAUGAAGACAAUGCCGAUCCCAAAGAACAUCACCUCAGAGGCAACAUGCUGUGUUGCUAAGCACAGCUAUGAGACAGAGGUGGCCGGCAUAAGGGUGAGAAACCAUACAGACUGCCACUGCAGCACCUGCUAUUUUCAUAAGAUAUGACAGAUGGGAACUGCAGACCAGUUUGUAGCCCCCAGCUUGCCAACCAGCUGUGUUUCUUUUAAUAUGCAAAAGCUAUUCUCUGUUUUAAAAUGUAGCCUAUGUUCUUAUGUUGCCAGAUAAUAUUUUUGUAGCAAUUCCUACAGUGUUUCCUUGAUAAAUGUGUAAGAGUAACUGUAGAUUGAAAAGCAAUUAAAAUGUGCAUCAAGA